AUUUAAAUGAAAGAAAAAAUCAAAAUAGGAUGCACAUUUCUUGCACGAUUCUGCUUUUGAGCCUGUUCGUCCACGUUCAUUCAUCUAAUUUGGACCACGACUGGCUUAAGUGGACCCUCCAGCAUGGCAAGAUUUACCCGAACCAGACUGAGGCAGCUUUCAGAAGAGCUGUGUGGGACCGGAAUGUACGAAUGGUACUUGAACACAAUCGGGAAGUCUUGCGGGGGCGACGCAACUUCACACUUGGUCUGAACCACUUGGCAGACAUGACAUCAGAGGAGGUGAAUCAGAAGCUGAACGGUUUGAAGGUGGACGAAGUGGCUUGGGUCACAAAUUACACGAGAAAGGUGACGUUACCUCGCAGUUUGGACUGGAGGACUAAUGGGCUUGUUGGUCCUGUCCAAGACCAAACAUCAGAGGAGGUGAACCAGAAGCUGAAUGGUUUGAAGGUGGACGAAGUGGCUCGGGUCACAAAUUACACGAGGAAGGUGACGUUACCUCGCAGUUUGGACUGGAGGACCAAAGGGCUUGUUGGUCCUGUCCAAGAUCAAGAAAGACAAAUAUUCACCCCCCCCCCAAAAAAAUCACUCUUAAUUCCCGAACCACCUCUUACCAAAAAUAAGUUGUUGAACAAGUUCUGUUUUGAAAUAUGUACUUUCUUUUUGUCUCUAAAGACACCAGAGAAGGUAAACCAGAAGCUGUACAGCUUGAAGGUGGACGAAGUGGCUCGGGUCACAAAUUACAUGAAGAAGAUGGACGAAGUGGCUCGGGUCACAAAUUACACGAGGAAGAUGACGUUACCUCGCAGUUCGGACUGGAGGACUAAAGGGCUUGUUGGUCCUAUCCAAAACCAAAUAUCAGAGGAGGGGAACCAGAAGCUGAACAUCUUCAAGGUGGACGAAGUGGCUCGGGACACAAAUUACUCAAAGGUGACAUUACCUCGCAGUUUGGACUGGAGGACUAAAGGGCUUGUUAGUCCUGUCCAAGACCAAGUAAGACAAAUAAUAAUCAUCCUCCCCCCAAAAAUCAUUAAUUCCCGAACCACCUCUUUCAAAAAAAGCUGUUUAACGAGUCCUGUUUCCAAGGGAAUUUGCGGGUCUUGUUGGGCGUUUAGCUCUCUGGGAGCCCUGGAGGGCCAAAUGAAGAAGCGAACCGGGAACCUGGUACCCCUCAGCCCGCAAAAUCUCCUUGACUGCAGCAGCGUGGACGGCAACCACGGUUGCCGAGGUGGUUACAUCACCAAAGCCUAUCGAUAUGUCAUACGCAAUCGAGGCGUCGAUUCCGAAAGGUUCUACCCGUACGAGCGCCAGAGUGGAAAAUGUCGCUAUUCGCCGAAAGGGAAGGCGGGCUACUGCUCUAAUUUUCGCGUGCUCCCCGGUGGCGACGAGAGGGCGCUGAAGGCCACCUUGGCUGAUGUCGGACCCCUCGCCGUGGCCGUCAACGCUAUGCUUCCGUCUUUCCAUCUCUACAGAGGAGGCAUCUAUGACGACCCCGACUGUGAAGCCAAGUUUAUCAAUCACGCUGUUUUGCUGGUGGGCUACGGUUCCGAUAGAGGACGAGAAUUCUGGCUGCUCAAGAACAGUUGGGGGUCCGCCUGGGGAGAAGACGGCUUCAUUCGGAUCAGCCGGAACCGGAAUAACGUGUGUGGCGUCGCCAACUUUGCAGUCUAUCCUCAACUAUAAACAAUAAACCAAGAGUCAUUGUUGGUUUGUCUCAGAACAUUUUCUUUUUUAAAGGUGCGUUCCAUACAGUGUUCAUCAUCAAAGUCCUUGUCCGCACGUAUGAAGGCUCAAGCAUAUAUACAUUACACUAAUAUAUGUAUAUACAUGUGUGUAUAUAUAUAUACUAUUACAUAUACAGUAUACACAUUAUAUAUAUAUGUAGUCUUUAUAUAGAAAACAAAACCACUACCAAAAAUAAUCAUCUUUUUUCAUAGCAGCAAAAAAGAGGAAACUAAAAAGAGAAAAAUGAAAUAUAUUUACAGUACAGCUUUUUCAGAUGACAAGGCAUUUUACAACUCUUGUUUUCCCAUUCUUUGAGUACUUUCAUUUCUCAUGUCUGUUUAUAUAUAUCGCAUCUCAGUCCUCUUCAACCACAUGUGAUCCAGUUGUCGGGGACAGCCGGACGGACGGUGGAGCAAACACGGCUUUCACUUAACAGUGCAAACUCUCA
This is a messenger RNA of Corythoichthys intestinalis (scribbled pipefish), 2172 nucleotides long. RefSeq names its product cathepsin S, ortholog 1 (gene ctss1). The coding region runs from base 30 to 1682 and encodes 550 amino acids. The transcript has 9 exons. Gene Ontology annotation, molecular function: cysteine-type endopeptidase activity; cysteine-type endopeptidase activator activity involved in apoptotic process. The record is from RefSeq and is a predicted model, not a curated record. Lineage: Eukaryota; Metazoa; Chordata; Actinopteri; Syngnathiformes; Syngnathidae. Gene Ontology annotation, cellular component: lysosome. Gene Ontology annotation, biological process: immune response; positive regulation of apoptotic signaling pathway; positive regulation of peptidase activity.